UCCCUCACUCCUCCUCUCUCUUCCCCUUCGCUCUUAAAACCCUAAUCGUUCCCCUCCGACGCCGCCUCAGAUUCACCGCCGGCCGUGCUCUGGACGACACGAUGAUCGACGGCGGAUUCGAAGCCCUAAAAGCGACGUUCUCCGUGGACGUUAGCCGGGCCGAGGGCCGGCCCCUCAACGUGCCGCUGAUCGCACCGUUCACGAUCGCGUCCUCCAGACUCGACGCGGUGGGAAACGUGGCGGUGCGCGUGGAGCUGCGGUGCGGUGGCACCGGCUGGGGGGAGGCCCCCGUGCUUCCAUCCGUCACUGCCGAGGACCAGCCCUCUGCGCUUGAGGCCGUCGCUGCGGCAUGUGAGUUCCUUGUAAAGAAGCAGCCAAUGGCCCUCGGUUCCCUGUUCACCGAGAUCAACGGCCUUCUCCCCGGCCACGACUUUGCUUCGGUGAGGGCAGGGAUUGAAAUGGCACUUGUAGAUGCUGUUGCAAAUAGCUUGCAUAUACCUCUAUGGAAACUAUUUGGUGGUGCCUCAACAUCCAUUGUCACUGAUAUAACAAUUCCAAUUGUUGCUCCAAAUGAAGCAGCUAAAUUAGCAGCAGAAUAUAAGGAACGAGGUUUUAACACUUUGAAGCUUAAGGUGGGAAAAAAUUUAAGCUCGGACAUAGAAGUAUUAAAGGCCAUACGACUAGUUCACCCUGAUUGCCUUUUUAUACUUGAUGCAAAUGAAGGAUACACAGCUAAUGAAGCAAUUGAAGUACUUGAAAAACUUAAUGAAAUGGGGGUCAAACCAAUUCUCUUCGAACAACCAGUUCAUAGAGAUAACUGGGAGGGUCUUCGUCAUGUUUCUCAAGUAGCAAAAGGAGAAUAUGGUGUUUCUGUUGCUGCAGAUGAAAGCUGUAGGAGUCUGGAAGAUGCAAAGAGAAUCAUUGAAGGAAAUCUAGCUCAUGUUAUCAACAUAAAGUUGGCCAAGUUGGGCGUGCUUGGCGCUCUUGAUGUAAUUGAGGUUGCUAGAGCUGCAGGUACUGAGCUUAUGAUUGGUGGCAUGGUUGAGACGAGACUUGCAAUGGGAUUUGCUGGUCAUCUAGCAGCUGGCUUGGGUUGUUUCAAGUACAUUGACCUUGAUACACCUCUUCUUCUAUCAGAAGAUCCAGUACUUGGUGGUUAUGAGGUUACUGGUGCUGUUUACAAUUUCACUGACUCAAGUGGUCAAGGUGGUUUUCUACAUUGGGAUGGGAUUUGUUAGUUAGGUGCCUCUGUAUUAUGCCAAACAUUUUCAGAACUUUAUCACGAAGGUUUUCUUUGAGAUUACUUUUUUACUGCUUCUUAAAGCAGAGUUUUAGUUCAAAAAUUAAAAGUUUUAUACUAGAAAUUUGUUUUAAGAAGCAAUAAAAAAGUGGUUCCAAACGAAACCGAAAUCUCUCAAAAAUGGCUUAUGACACAGUAUAUGGUGAUUAUCAUUCUAAAAUGUUGUAAAUUUAGAAACCUUGAAUUGUGAGUCUUGGAUUGAACAUUCUUGAGAGACAUCCUAUGAUUCAUCCUCGUUCUUUGAAAUGAAAAACUGGAGCUAUGCUUCUAUCUAAA
Dendrobium catenatum is the source of this 1576-nucleotide messenger RNA. Its product is annotated as L-Ala-D/L-amino acid epimerase. Gene Ontology annotation, molecular function: racemase and epimerase activity, acting on amino acids and derivatives. The record is from RefSeq and is a predicted model, not a curated record. NCBI's taxonomy places the organism in Eukaryota, Viridiplantae, Streptophyta, Magnoliopsida, Asparagales, Orchidaceae.